Brugia pahangi is the source of this 993-nucleotide messenger RNA. The record is from the annotation of a GenBank genome assembly. Lineage: Eukaryota; Metazoa; Nematoda; Chromadorea; Rhabditida; Onchocercidae.
AUGUCUACUUCAUCACUGUUAUACAUUUAUUUAUUGUUCGCUUUUUUCUCAAAAGCGUAUGGUCUGGGAUGUAUGGGAAGAAUAUGUCAAAGUGAUGAAACAAACAAACUGAUUAAAUGCGAUGGCGAAUUUUGUGGUCAUUACAAAAGUAAAAGACGUGAUGGAUUAUUACUUGAAGCGGUUGAUAUAGAAUGUUCACCACAAAGUGAAGUUUAUGCGCCAUUUGAUGGUGAUCUUUACUUCUGGAAACCAUUUGGUAACCACGUAAAUUACGAAUGCGCUGAUGAAGGUGUACGAAUUGAAGGAAUAGGUCAAUGGCAAGGCUAUCAUGUAUUGAUCGCAUCGAUAACAUUAGAUGUUUUUGGUGGAAGAGUUAAAAAAGGUGAACGAAUUGGAAUUGCAAAAGAUCAUCGAUGCAUAUAUGCGGAUGAUGACGGUGAUCCAUUUGUUAGAUUACAAUUGUUUAAACAAGGACGACCAAUUGAUCCAACAUUUCAUCUUUGGAAUUGUAUGUGUACUGGUCAAAUUUGUGAAUCAAAUCCUAAAAAUGAAUUAUUAGGUUUGCCAUUCAAAUAUGACAGUCGAUAUAAUGCAGUACGUGGUUGGGAUAUUAAAUGUCCAAAAAUACGGGGCGAUGAUGAAGAGGAAAUGCGUGUUCCAGAUAUUUAUUCACCAAUUGAUGCUAAAAUUAUUGGAAGAAGUCGCUUAUAUGCUAUUCAGGGUGUUUAUACUGGUUGUGAUAAUAAUGGUGUGGUAUUGAUUGGUACUGGUGAUUGGACUGAUUAUGAAGUUGUGCUAUAUAAUGUUCGUUAUCGAGAUGGACUAUUAGGAUCACAACAUGUCCUACAAGGUGAACCAAUUGCAACACGACUUGACUGUGAAGACUCACCUGAUUCAGUAUUCAUGGAGGUUCGUUAUCGCGGUGUUGUUGUGGACAUAAGCGAAUUAAUCUCAGCAAAACGUUGUCGUAUGCCAGAUUUUACACCUAAAUAA